Molecule: messenger RNA, 1992 nt
Organism: Fonsecaea multimorphosa CBS 102226
Lineage: Eukaryota; Fungi; Ascomycota; Eurotiomycetes; Chaetothyriales; Herpotrichiellaceae
Exons: 3
Coding region: 1-1992 (663 amino acids)
Biological process (GO): amino sugar catabolic process; negative regulation of glucokinase activity; response to fructose
Cellular component (GO): cytosol; mitochondrion; nucleoplasm
Molecular function (GO): fructose-6-phosphate binding; carbon-oxygen lyase activity; carbohydrate binding
Source: RefSeq, a predicted model, not a curated record
AUGGCGACAUCUGAGAACUUGGUCGCAUUGCAGACCGAGCAAAGAAACGCAAAGAGUCUUGAUAUUGACCAAGUUCCGACCGUCGAGCUCUGCCGAAUCAUCAACGCAGAAGACACUACUGUCUCGGAGGCGGUAUCGAGAUGCAUCCCAGUCAUAGCGGCGGCCAUUGAUUGCCUAGCUGCGAGAGUCCAGGCUGGGGGCAGAGUGAUAUAUGUUGGCGCUGGAACGAGCGGAAGGCUGGGUGUUUUGGACGCCUCGGAGAUUCCACCCACCUAUUCUGCUCCUGCGGGUCAGUUUGUGGGCAUCAUCGCUGGCGGAGAUGCAGCCCUUCGAAACGCGCAAGAAGGUGCAGAAGACGACAUCGAUGCCGCCGUUCGAGAUCUCAAAGCGCUCCAAUUGAAUGGAGCUCUUGACUCAUUGAUCGGUAUCGCAGCGUCUGGUCGCACUCCUUAUGUGUUGAGCUGCCUAUCUUAUGCUAAGAGUCUCGGUUGCGCGACGAUCGGCGUGGCGUGCGCACAACCCUCAGCCAUGAGCAUGAGCGGAGACGUGGACUUCAUGAUUGAUGCUGUUGUCGGACCGGAAGUUAUCACGGGAAGCACGAGAAUGAAGGCCGGAACGGCGACGAAGCUGGUUCUGAACAUGCUCAGCACGGGGAUCAUGAUCAAAAUUGGGAAAACUUAUGGAAAUAUGAUGGUUGAUCUCAGAGCAACCAACUUCAAACUGCAGCAGCGGUCUCGAAACAUAUUGCGGACUAUCUGUGGCUCUCAAUGCCCCGACUCGGACACCGGUUUGGAUGCUCUUCUUUCAAGCUGCCAGGGAAGCGUCAAGCUCGCCAUUGCAACAUUAGGCCUAGGGGCCACAGUAUCAGAGGCGAAACGGCUCCUGGAAGACGCGGGCGGUGUGCUUGCCAGUGUUUUCAAGAAGCCUCCUAAUGGAUGCAUAAACGGUCAAACAACAACAGAAAGCCACGCUUCAGAAUAUGUGCUCUGCAUUGAUGGCGGUGGGAGUAAAUGUGCCGCAGUCGUGAUCUCUGCAGAUGGUCAAAGAGGAUACGGCGAGGGGCCAGGUUGCAAUGUAACCGACGUCGGCGUCGAAUCUGCAAUUCAGUCAAUCUCGGUAGCGAUACAAAGAGCAUGCGAUGCGCACUCCAGAGUCAGAGCUGGAGCAUGGACACCCGACCUUUUCUCAUCCGUCUGGAUCGCCCUCGCCGGCCAUGACCGGAAGGGAAUCGCACUCAGCGUCGACCGCGUGCUGGAAAAGCUCUUCAAGCGACCCCUCGGUGCAACAUUAAAAGUGACGAAUGACAUCGAACUGCUGGCAACUUCGGCAGCGACGAAACACGAUAGCAACUCGGCAAUUGUGCUCGUCGCCGGCACUGGAUCCAUCGCAAUGAGCUUCCAGCGUCGAGGGGAGUCAUUUAUCCCCGUCGGACGGUCAGGAGGUUGGGGCCAUCUUCUCGGUGACGAUGGCUCGGGCUUUGAUAUUGGGCGACAGGCUAUCCGUCUUGCACUGUCUGCAGUUGACGACUUCAACAAUCGCAGACACGAGUUAGACGCGGACAAGACGUUCGCCCCGACUGCGCUCGUUCAGCGAAUCGUUGACUCUUUCAGCCCAAGCGGCACGGACACACAGGACUUGGACUUACUGAGCGCCGCUCUGUCGUCUUCGCCAGACGUGCAGAAAAAGAAACGGAUCGCGCAAGUUGCCCGGCUUGUGAUCGAUGCCAGCACAGACGACGCGCAAGCAGCCAACAUGGUUCAAAAAGCCGUGGAGUGCCUAAUUCAGCUGCUUGGCCCUCUCACAAGAUCUGGACGGAUCGAUACCACAACAUCCAGCCUACUGUUAGCCGGCGGCUUGAUGCAGAGUAGAGUCUUUACGGAUGCAUUCAAAGAAGCCUUGCAUGCGGCCAAACUCCAAUUCAAGCAUGUCGAAGUGGUCAAUCAGCCAGCGAUUCUGGGCGCUGAACACUUGCUGCGACUGCGAAAACGCUGA